Molecule: messenger RNA, 1216 nt
Organism: Trichomycterus rosablanca
Lineage: Eukaryota; Metazoa; Chordata; Actinopteri; Siluriformes; Trichomycteridae
Gene: ebpl
Product: EBP like
Exons: 4
Coding region: 31-660 (209 amino acids)
Biological process (GO): sterol metabolic process
Cellular component (GO): endoplasmic reticulum; membrane
Molecular function (GO): cholestenol delta-isomerase activity
Source: RefSeq, a predicted model, not a curated record
CACUUUUCACAGUUUAAUAUAUGAAAGUAUAUGAAAGAAAUGGUAGAAGAAGCAGCAGCAGUACUUUUCACUCCUGUAACGGUGAUUUCUCUGCUCGCCUGUGCUGCACAGUUUGCUCUGAGCUUUGCUUUGGCGCAGAUAUGCUGUAAAAAGUCUUCAGGAACGGAGAGAUGGAUCCUCGUCUGGUUAUUCUACGACGCCAUUGUUCACAUUACUCUGGAAGGUCCAUUCGUGUACAUGUCACUGGUAGGAACUGUGGCAACAUCAGAUAGCAUAUUUGCAGAAUUGUGGAAAGAAUAUGGCAAAGCUGAUGAGCAUUGGCUCCAUUCAGACCCAACCAUUGUAUCCUUGGAGCUGCUGACUGUCGUCUUGGAUGGAUUUCUAGCUCUUCUUUUGAUUUAUGCCAUUAUCAAAGACAAGCACUACAGGCACUUUGUUCAAAUCACCCUCUGUGUGUGUGAGCUGUAUGGCGGAUGGAUGACUUUCUGCCCGGAUUGGCUUAUGGGGAGCCCAAAUCUGAACACCAGUAACUGGCUUUACUUCUGGGUCUAUUUGGUCUUCUUUAAUGGCGUGUGGGUUGUGGUGCCUGGACUCCUGCUUUGCCAGUCCUGGAAGGAUCUACAGAAAACCCAUCAACAUCAGAAAAAAAAGAACAAAUAAAACUUUUUUGAGGUACAUGGAAUACAAAUCUAGCUGCCUCUUAUAGGAAAUUAUGAAGAUUGUUCAGCAGGACAGUGAUCCAAAAUAUAAUUUAACAACCAUUCUUAAUUCAACAACAAUGAAUUAAGUAUUAUUAUUAUAGUAUUAUAAUCUUAUAUUAUUGUAUUAUUAUAGUUAACGCAUGGAUGUUUGAUAAUACAUUUUAAAAUACACAUUGUUGGUCCCAUGCAGAGUUCAUGCAGUUUAUCUACAUGUCCCCCGAUCAUGUUACAUCCAAUAAGAAUUGCCAUUUAAUUAUCUUUGUUUUUAUUCAUUAACAAACUUCUAGAGCACAUCUCCACUUAAAAUUACACACAAAAAUGAUGUAGUUAAAAACAUAAACAAACAUUGUGGGGGGAAAACCUAAUUUUUAGAAGCAAAGGUAUUUAGACACCACAAAUGAGUCACAUUAGUAUUAUGUUGCAAAUCUUGUGUUGGCAAUUACAACUUCAUGUUGCAACUGUGUUACAGGCCUGAAAAGCAGAAAUAGGUGUAUAUUACCAAAUAAAAUAAAACU